Molecule: messenger RNA, 990 nt
Organism: Oppiella nova
Lineage: Eukaryota; Metazoa; Arthropoda; Arachnida; Sarcoptiformes; Oppiidae
Source: the annotation of a GenBank genome assembly
AUGCCGAAGCCUUUGUCCCGUCUAGAAAAUAGCAAAUGGAUAGCGUUUGGAGGUUCAUAUCCCGGAUCAUUGGCCGCUAGGUUUAGAGCUAAAUACCCGCACCUGACUGUAGGUGCCGUGUCGUCGAGUGCACCCAUGGAGGCGCGGCUUAAUUAUAAGCAAUUUUUUGAGGCCGUAGGCGAGGAUUUAGGGACAGACUGUUCACGAUAUAUAAGGGAAGCGACUCAACAACUGGAUGAUGAACUAAAAGCCGGUCCCACGGGUUGGGAGUCCAUCAAAAAACAGUUCAAUGUGUGCCAACCCCUCAACGGCACCGACCCCAUGGAUGUCAACACUUUUCUCUUUGCGCUAUACAUGCAAAUCGGUUACUCAAUGAUUAGCAUAGAGUUUGAGCCAAACCUUCCGAAAAUACAGACAAUUUGCGAUAUUAUGACGAAUACCAGUGGCGGGAGUCGUGCUUUGGACAGAUACUCGCAAUUGAGCAAGGUCUUCCUACAGAAGCAAGGUUAUAAAUGUCUGUCUGCUGAUUAUAAAUCAUACGUCAAAUAUAUGCAAAACAAAACAAUACCUGUGCUCAAGGAAUUAAUUAAACAGUGGACAUACCAACAGUGCAAUGAGUUCGGGCACUUUCCCACCACUGCCCUCAACGACCAGCCCUUUGCCGCAAACAUACCGAUCGAGUACUUCACCCAACGGUGUGCCGACAUAUAUGGGCCCACAUUUACACCGCAAUACAUGCAAAAGCAAAUCGAUUACACGAAUGAAUAUUACGGUACUAUUAGUACAAUCAAUAUCACAAACACUGUGUUUAUUAACCAUUCACUGGAUCCCUGGCACCCAUUGGGAGUAUUACAUGAUUUAAAUAAUAGUACCAAGGCAAUAUAUAUUCAUGGUACAGGGCAUGGCAGGGAUAUGUAUAAUGCAAAACCUACUGAUCCCAUAACCAUUCACUGGAUCCCUGGCACCCAUUGGGAGUAUUACAUGAUUUAA